UCCGCCAUCAAGUUUCACAGAUGAAACAUUUAUUAGUGAAAACGGAAAAUAAACUAAACAAUAAUAAGAUUGUAAUACAUUAAAUAGUUAAUUACUAUAUUACAAUAAUAUAGUAUAGUAAAACACGUAUAUCGACAACUGAAAACAGUCAAAAUAACGAUUUUAUCCGAAAGUUCAAUAGAGAAGUGCUAUUUAUAACCUAUAAAUUAACGUCACAGUUUUUUUUUUGUUACGCCAAUUUAAUCGGAGUCAAUUGAGUGACUGAAUUACAUUGAAUUGUCACGGAUCAUGAAGCAAGAUGGCGUUGAGUAGGGAGAAAAAUCAUGGCGCCAUGAAUCACGGGAGCUGUCAAAAUAAUAACCAUAAAACUGUCUGAAUCAGCGACGCCGCGCAGCGUGCAAGAGGGAGAGCGAUGCACCCGACCGCCCGGUGACCCUGUCGCCGACACCCGCACAAUAUGUCGUGGGACUCUAUCGAGUCACGUGACUUUCUCGGCGGAGUGCCGGCGCAUCAGUUAUCAGCCACACGUCUUCUCAGUUCACCAGAUCCGUCGAGACACCAUCUCGAUGAGACGCAAGAAGUAUAUCCAUUUUCGGAGGAAUACCCAGGACCGGCUUCGGCCAGGAAUGGCGCGUUGCGCUGGGGCGCGAGGUUCGGUCCGGCCCACCGACCACCGGCCUCUGGGCUGCUGGAUUGCUUCCGAGUUUGCCGGUCUAGACUCGACCAGUACCUGGCCAGGCGGAAGAUUGAACGCGGGGUCCGUCUGUACGGUCAGAACGAGCAGCGCCAGGCCGUCAAGGUAUGGCUGUCAGCGUUGCGCGGCGUCAGACACAGAAACGACAAGUUCGCCCUCUUAGGACAUCUGUACCAGGCGUACAUGGACUUUGGGAAGUACAGAGAAUCGUUGGAGUUCGCAAACAGACAACUAGGUAUUUCCGAAGAGCUGGACUCCGCUCCGAUGCGGGCCGAGGCGUACCUCAACUUGGCGAGGGCUCACCAAACCCUGGGCGGGCUGGACAGAGCUCUCUCGUACGCCCGCCACGCUCUGUACAACGACUGCGGCGGCGGCUCCACGGCCGGCUACGUCCACCUCACCGUGGCCUCCGUGAGCUUAGAGCUCGGAGCUUUCUCCAAGGCCAUGGACGGCUUCCAGAAAGCUCUUGCAGUGGCGCAGGCGCAGAACGACAACACGCUAUUGCUACAGGUGUACGUGGGUCUGUCUGAGCUGUGGCGGCGGCUGCGGGACGCGGAGCGCGCGGUGGCGUGCGCGGCGCGGGCCUGCGACCUGGGCCGGGGCCCGCGCGCCGCCGACCUCAACACGCGUCACCACCGCACGGCGCUGCUGCAAAUGGCGGCCGCCUUGCGCGCCCGCGGCGAGCUCGGAGACGCGCACGACUACUGCAACGAGGCGCUGCGGCUGGCGGCGGUGGCCGGGGACCAGGGCUGCUACGCUCGCGCCGUCCGCAUCGCCGGCGACGUCUACCGACGGAAGUGCGACGUCGGCAAAGCUCUCAGGCACUACGAAGUGGCCAUGGGCGCGGGCCAGGCAUUAGGCGACCGUCUGGCCCAGAUGGAGGCCAUGGACGGCGCCGCGCGCUGCCUGGAGGCUCUCCGUCUGCAGAACAGGAUCUGCAACUGUCGUCCGCUCGAGUUCAACACGAGAUUACUGGAAGUCGCCACUUCCGUCGGAGCCAAGAUGCUGGUACGACGGGUUCGACUCCGCCUAGCCGAGAUCUACACCGCGUUGGGCGACAACAAGGCUGCAGCGAGGCAGAAAAGAGCCGCGGCCGCCUGGGGAGCCCCGGCCUGCGCCCGAUGCAGGGAGCCGCUCGCGGAGCAGCCCGAGCCGCUGGCGGCGUUGCCGUGCGCGCACAUCGUGCACCACGCCUGUAUGCCGGAGUCGUGGUCACGGCGGUCGACGCUGCGCGCGGGGGGCGGCGCGGAGUGUGCGGAGUGCGCAUCACCCCGCGCCGCGCGCCCCCCUCCGCCUGCCCCGCCCGCACCCCGCACGCUUCCCGCGCAGGACUUUCCGUUCGGCACGCCACCGACGCUUCGCGAAUCCGACCUGAACUCCGUACUGUCGGACCACAGCAGCCAACAGGCGACAUCUAGUGUUUAAACUUGGAAUUAUCCAGCGUUACAGCGGCCAUUUUGUUGACGGAUCCUUUAUGGCGUGGGUGGUGGUAGGGACCUUGGGUUGUAAUUCAACCGCCCCACCCUUCAAACCUGUUUUUUGCGGCAGAAAAACCCCCAUAACAAUAAAUACCGGUUAAAGAGUACCCUGGUGUAAUAGUCGGAUAACUCUACCGCCCAUUUUCCGGUGAAUGCCUCCCUAUAACGACACCCAUUCGAAGAAGUGGGGAGUAGUAUCCUAAGUCAUCAUACGACCAGAACCCAAUUUCACACAAGACAAAUCUGAUAUAUUUGUGGAUUGUGCAUCUAUUGUGCGGUUGGUGCAUCUCAGAUUAAAAGACAUUGAUUAUGAACGUGGAAUCAAACAAUCAGAGAGAAUUGAGGUUAAUUAAAAAAAUUAAAAAGCUAUUUGAAAAAAAAAUAGGUCUAAUACUGAUACUCCUUUGCCAUAAAGAAAUUAAAAAGAAAAAAAUGCCAAAAGAUAUUAGAGGAAUUUAAAUGAGAAGAUCAAAAAGAUGUUAUUUGUAAUUUAUUUAGGAUAAGAGAGAAUAUAAAUUAUCAUUUUCAAGCAAUAUUUUAUUGAUAA
Messenger RNA from Bombyx mori (domestic silkworm), 2719 nucleotides. RefSeq names its product 43 kDa receptor-associated protein of the synapse homolog. Gene Ontology annotation, molecular function: acetylcholine receptor binding; protein-membrane adaptor activity. The transcript is spliced from 14 exons. Lineage: Eukaryota; Metazoa; Arthropoda; Insecta; Lepidoptera; Bombycidae. Gene Ontology annotation, biological process: synaptic transmission, cholinergic; positive regulation of neuromuscular synaptic transmission. The record is from RefSeq and is a predicted model, not a curated record. The coding region runs from base 458 to 2119 and encodes 553 amino acids. Gene Ontology annotation, cellular component: plasma membrane; neuromuscular junction.